Molecule: messenger RNA, 573 nt
Organism: Letharia lupina
Lineage: Eukaryota; Fungi; Ascomycota; Lecanoromycetes; Lecanorales; Parmeliaceae
Exons: 3
Coding region: 1-573 (190 amino acids)
Source: RefSeq, a predicted model, not a curated record
AUGGCAUCUUCUACCAUCUCCUCCACUGGCGGGCCCGUCUUCUUCUGGCGCGAAUUUGAGAGCCCCUAUGGCUUCCUCUCCCAAUGGUACCCGUCGGCCUUCACCGCACCUUCCUCCACCGGCACCCUACCAAUGACGUUCGUCACCGCUGAGCAAUACAUGAUGUAUCACAAGGCCAUCUUAUUCGAUAAUCAAGAUGUAGCCGACGAGAUUGCGCUCGAGCCAGAACCAAGCAAGCAAAGGGCCCUGGGAAGGGAGGUAAAAGGGUUUGACGGCAAGAAAUGGAAUGCGAAGCGAGAGAAGGUUGUCGAAGAAGGAAAUUGGUGGAAAUUCACCCAGUCAAAAGAAGGUGAUCCGAGGAAGAUGCUGUUGGAGACAGGCGACAGGUUGUUGGUGGAGGCGUCACCGUACGAUAAAAUUUGGGGAGUGGGCUACAGCGCUGCGAAUGCGGCGGCGAACGAGGGUAAUUGGGGAGAGAAUCUACUCGGUAAAGCACUGAUGAGAGUUCGAGAUCGAUUGCGUUCAGGAGAGGAUAACACAACGGACGAGAUUAGUACAAAUGAGAAGGUAUGA